Messenger RNA from Parathielavia appendiculata, 567 nucleotides. RefSeq lists its product as uncharacterized. NCBI's taxonomy places the organism in Eukaryota, Fungi, Ascomycota, Sordariomycetes, Sordariales, Chaetomiaceae. Gene Ontology annotation, molecular function: protein kinase activity. The coding region runs from base 1 to 567 and encodes 188 amino acids. Gene Ontology annotation, biological process: protein phosphorylation. The transcript has 3 exons. The record is from RefSeq and is a predicted model, not a curated record.
AUGGCUGUGCUUGAACAGAUGCUCUCGGCGCUGGAUCACCUGGCCUACAUGAAAAUGUGCUACCGCGAUGUCAAGCCCGAGAACAUCCUCUACCUCAAGAUGGACGUGUGGUCGCUCUUUGCCACCAUCGCCGACGUACACCGCAAGUUCAGCUUCUCACCAACCCAGGCGAAGUCUUAUGCAGACGUCCUACACGCCAUGCGCGCGGCCGCGCUGGCGCAGCCCAACCUCGCCGACAUGGUGCAGGAGAACCCGCACCACCGCGCUUUGGCCGCCCAGCUGCUUGCCGCCCACUUCGGCGGCCGCGCCAUCAACUGCCGCGGUCGCCCCGUCUUCGGUGCCGGCUUCACAGGCGCCGACAAUCGCGCCGACCAGAGCGCCGGUGGCAUUCCGCUGGUGGAGUACCACGCGAACCCCCGCGGCACCUGCGGCAGGACGCGGGACAAGCACCGUCGCCGCUAUUAUAGCCGAGCGGGACAGGAUAACGAAAACGAAAGCGCCUGCGACUCUUGGCCGGCCCCCUCGUCGGCCUGCACCAGCCCAGGCUGCCACAAGGGAGAGCUCUGA